AUGUACUCCGAGCGUGAGGCUGCACGAGUAUACACAAACGCACCAAAGGCCCCAACUCGUGUCAUGUCACAGCAAAUUUUUGCCGCCAUAUUGACCGACCCUCGGUCGACCCUCGUCCAGGCUUGUACGGAGAUUACCAUGCCACCUGUACGGAGACGGAGGACGCCCAUUACUUACGGUACGAGUUCGGAGACUUGCUUCCUCCAACGAGGCCACGGAGCGAAUCCAUCCCGACCAAGCCAUACCACCAGAGCUCCUGGUCUCAUGGCUCCCAUCUCCCUCAGCCUUGAAUUCACCCAAGUACACGACGACGACGACGACGACACGUCCCUCCUCGCCUCCGACGUCACUCGCCUUCGACGUCACUCGCCUCCGACGUCCCUCGUCUUCGACGUCCCUCGUCUUCGACGUCCCUCGUCUUCGACGUCCCUCGUCUUCGACGUCCCUCGCCUUCGACGUCACUCGCUCCGACGUCACCCUCGGCCCUCCUGCAAACCCCCACGCUGGCACGCCCUGGCAACCGCCACCAUGGACACGCACUCGCACGCCGGCCACACGUCGGGCAUGGGCAUGGACACCAACUACGCCUUUGCCGACGACUUUUGGUACCUCGUGGCCGCCGUCGUCGGCCUCUUGGUCCUCAUCCGAGCCGUCAACCACGUCGGCGCCCGCCAGAGGCAAGCAGCUCGACCACCUCCCUCACCCCGUGCCCUGCUGACGUGUCCCAGGUCCAAGGCGUGCCGCGGUCCGCAUCCUGAGCGGGCGACCCGUCCCGACGGUCGAGCCGGCCAGGCGUGGGCCACGGCCACGGCCUUGGUGCGCGAGCUCGGCCAUCCGCAGCUCUACGUGCCGAUCAAGGGCCUCCGCUGGGCCACGCCGCCCCCGCUCGGCCGUGUGCUCGUCCUGCUCGCCUACUGGGCCGUCAUCGUCUACUUCAUGUCGUGGAGGGUCGUCGUCGACGACGCCUUCUACUGGGAGCGCAUCGGCUACCGCGUCGCCUGGGUCACCCUCACCCAGCUGCCCUUGCUCUUCCUCCUCGCCAUGAAGGUGAAUCCCGUCGGCUGGCUCAUCGGCUCGAGCCACGAGCGCCUCAACUGGCUGCACCGCUGGGUCGCCCGGACCAUGCUCGUCACCGCCACCGUCCACGGCUUUCACUUCUGGACCGAGUGGGUCCGCGCCGACUUUGUCGAGUACCAGCUGUCGGCCAUGCCCAUCGUCCGGUACGGCCUCGGCGCCUGGGGUCUGCUGCUCUGGUCCGUCGUCGUCGGCUUCCUGCCCGUCCGCCGGCUGGCCUACGAGCUGUGGCUCGCCCAGCACGUCGUGACGUCCGUCGUCCUGCUGUACCUGCUGUACCGACACAUCCCGGCCAACGCACGUUAUCUGCUCUGGAUGUCCAUCGCCUUCCUCGUCUUCGACCGUGCCGCGAGGUGGCUGCUCCUGCUCUGGCGAAACACGGCAUGGACGACGCGAGGAUCAUCAGCCUGCGACGCGAGACGCCGCGUCGGACACACCAUCUCGCUGCGGACCAUGGGCGACGCGACGACCGUCGUGACCGUCAAGGACGUCCACUUCCCCUGGCGCGCCGGCCAGCACGUCUACCUUUGGGUCCCGCGCCUCGGGCCCCUCGAGGCGCACCCCUACACCAUCGCCUGCGCCCACCGCGUCGAGGGCACCUGCUGCUGCAGCAGCAUCCAGCUCAUCGUCCGCGAGCACAAGGGAUUCUCCCGCCGCCUCCGCGAGCGCGCCGCGAGACACCCCGACAGGACCCUCACGGCCUUUGUCUCCGGGCCCUUUGGCGCCCCUCCGCGCUGGGACGCGUACGAGACGCUCGUCCUCAUCGGCGCCUCGACGGGCGCGAGCUUCGCCAUCCCCGUGCUCGAGUGCGCCGCCGCCGCGACGGAGCGGACGUGCGUGCGGAGGAUCGAGGUCGUCCUGAUUGCGAGGACGGCCGACGAGAUUGCCUACUUUGUCGACCGAGCAAAGGAGGCGGCGCUCGAGGCGCGCGCCAAGGGCGUCGAUGUGCGCCUGCACGUCGCCAUCACCGGCGUCGCCGGCCACGGGGAAUGCUCCGCCGCCGUGCCGCUCGUGCGGCCUUGGCGAGCCGGAGGCGGCCGCCGCGGGACGACGGCGAGGAGAGAGUCCAACGCCGGGUGCGACGGGCAUCCGUCGACGCCCACGGCCGAGUCGUCGGGGGGCUGCUGCUGUCGCGGCCGCCGGAGUCGCCGCUCCUCGGCGGCCGAGUCGCUCGACGGCAGGCCGAGCCUGGAGUGCCUGCGCGAGUACACGGCCCGGCCGGACAUUGAGGCCCUGAUCCGCGAGCCCGUCGAGCAGGCCUGGGGCGAGACGGCAGUGGCCGUCUGUGGCGGAAAGGAGCUCGUCGCGCGCACCCGCAACUGCGUCGCGAAGCUGAGCGACGAGCGUGCCGUGCACAAGGGAACCGGCGCCCAGGGCAUCUACCUGCACGUCGAGGAGUAUGCCUUUUGA
Messenger RNA from Drechmeria coniospora, 2484 nucleotides. RefSeq lists its product as uncharacterized. Gene Ontology annotation, biological process: intracellular iron ion homeostasis; iron ion transport; copper ion import. Gene Ontology annotation, molecular function: ferric-chelate reductase activity. The transcript has 2 exons. NCBI's taxonomy places the organism in Eukaryota, Fungi, Ascomycota, Sordariomycetes, Hypocreales, Ophiocordycipitaceae. Gene Ontology annotation, cellular component: plasma membrane. The record is from RefSeq and is a predicted model, not a curated record. Bases 1 to 2484 code for a protein of 827 amino acids.